Messenger RNA from Oncorhynchus gorbuscha (pink salmon), 730 nucleotides. Its product is annotated as protein TEX261. Gene Ontology annotation, cellular component: endoplasmic reticulum membrane; Golgi membrane; COPII-coated ER to Golgi transport vesicle. Gene Ontology annotation, biological process: endoplasmic reticulum to Golgi vesicle-mediated transport. Gene Ontology annotation, molecular function: COPII receptor activity. The coding region runs from base 124 to 714 and encodes 196 amino acids. Lineage: Eukaryota; Metazoa; Chordata; Actinopteri; Salmoniformes; Salmonidae. The transcript is spliced from 6 exons. The record is from RefSeq and is a predicted model, not a curated record.
GCACACUGGAUCCUUGAGGGGAGGAACUGACCAUCCAUCAGUUAGCUAAAUUAUUUCCAAGCGUAGCACUCACUGUCACUUUUGUUUUUUCAUAUGUAUGUGUUUUAUUUUACAUGAAACGAGAUGUGGUUUAUUUAUUUACUAAGUUGGCUGUCGUUGGUGAUACAAAUAUCUUUCGUCACACUAGCAAUUGCUGCUGGCCUGUAUUAUUUGGCAGAACUAAUAGAAGAAUACACAGUUGCCACUAGUCGAAUAAUAAAGUACAUGAUACUGUUCUCCACAGGCGUGCUGUCUGGGCUGUACCUGUUUGAAGGCUUCCCAUGGCUGAUGAUGGGCUGUGGUCUCUUCACCAACCUGGUGUACUUUGGCCUCCUGCAGACCUUCCCUUACAUACUGCUGAGCUCACCUAACUUCAUCCUCUCCUGUGUAUUGGUGGUGCUGAACCACUACAUGGCCUUCCAGUACUUUGCAGCAGAGUAUUACCCCUUCUCAGAGGUCCUUGCGUACUUCACCAUCUGUCUGUGGAUUAUCCCCUUCUCGUUCUUCGUGUCACUCUCUGCUGGGGAGAACGUGCUUCCAUCCACCAUGCAGCAAGGAGAUGACGUGGUCUCAAAUUACUUCACCAAGGGCAAGAGGGGCAAGCGGUCCGGAAUCCUGCUCAUCUUCUCAUUCCUCAAGGAGGCGGUGUUGCCUAGUCGACAGAAGAUGUACUGAUGCUCUACCUGGGGGU